Messenger RNA from Portunus trituberculatus (swimming crab), 2065 nucleotides. Its product is annotated as amino acid transporter AVT1J-like. The transcript has 9 exons. Gene Ontology annotation, molecular function: L-proline transmembrane transporter activity; L-alanine transmembrane transporter activity. Lineage: Eukaryota; Metazoa; Arthropoda; Malacostraca; Decapoda; Portunidae. The record is from RefSeq and is a predicted model, not a curated record. The coding region runs from base 492 to 1949 and encodes 485 amino acids. Gene Ontology annotation, biological process: L-alanine transport; amino acid transmembrane transport. Gene Ontology annotation, cellular component: vacuolar membrane.
UUCAGCCGCCCCAUUCCCUUCACCGUCACGUCCCUCAGCGAUACGUGAGGCGCCCCAGGAUAAAGACUAGUGAGGACACCUGAAGCCGGACAACAUCUGUAUUUUUCCUUUCGCCUCCUGUGCGCCACACCCUGAGACCGAGGCAACACGUGGAGACACAGGCCAGCGCCGCCCAUUCAACAUUGCACACAUUCUUUUCCACCUCACACACGCGAGACAGACGGCACGUGGCUUACGGACAUGGCUGUCCAGAUGUAUUCACCCACACAGCUCCACGGCCAAGGUGUCUUCAAAGGGCUCACCAGCGGAGGGUAAAACCGAGGUCGACAGAAACAAAAGACACGGAGGCCCAGAGCAGCAGAGCAAGGAGUGGCAUUGUGCGCUCCAGGCCUAGUGGGUAACGACCCUGAGGGGACCUUGACGGGGCUGAUGGGGAAGUCAGACCACAUGCAACGUAGAUGUAGUGUUCCUUGAAGCUGCCUGACGUCGAGAUGGUCCUCUCCUCCAAGUCCUACGAUGUAGCAAGCCAACACCGUCACGAGCGUCAGGAGGAGGGCGGCGGGAGGAAGGACGCCCCAAUCCUCACGCCGCGCCUGGAGGAAAGCAAGGUUCCUAUUCCCACCACUACCACCACCACUACCACCACUGCUAUUAACACUGCUGCCUCCGCUGUCUCUCCUGUCCCCACCUUGACCCCCUCGCCUGCUGGGAAGGGCCUCAGUGUGUGCGUGGCCGCCGCUUUCCUGGUAGCGGAGAUGUCAGGCUCAGGUGUGCUGGCCUUGCCUCGCGCCCUGGCCAACACAGGGUGGGCGGGGGUGCCGUUGAUGGUAUUACUGUGCCUGGCGGUGGGGUUCGCGGGCACACGGCUGGGGAUGUGCUGGGUGCUGCUGGAGGAGCGCUGGCCGGAGUACCACAGGCCCUGCCGCCGCCCCUACCCGGCCAUCGCACGCCGCGCCCUGGGCAAGGCAGGAUACGGCGUGGCGGUGGUGGCCCAGACCCUCACAUUGAUGGGCGUAUCCACCGUGGUGCUCAUCCUGGCCGGGGAUCUGCUGGCCUCCCUGACGGCGCCCCUGUUGACCCCCUGCUCCUGUACCGGGGUCGUGGCCUGCCUGCUGACUCCCGCCUCCUGGCUCGCCACUCCUAAGGACUUCUGGGUGGCGUCUGUGGCGGGUGUGAUGGUGACGGUGCUGCAGUGCGUGGUGGUGGUGGUGAUGACAGUGGUGCGGGGUUCAUCAUCUGACACGACCACCAUCACCACCACCACCACCACCACGCAGCCUUCCCUCUCCUCCUUCUUCCUCGGGUUCGGUACCAUUCUCUUCUCCUUCGGCGGCGCCUCCACCUUCCCCACCAUCCAGAACGACAUGGUGGACAGGACGCGCUUCCCCCUCAGCGUCGCCAUGGCCUUUUUCGUGCUCUUCGGCCUGUACUUGCCUGUCGCGGCGGUCGGGUAUGGCGUGCUGGGAGAUACUGUGCCCAACAACAUCCUGCUAGCGGUGUCUGGGGUGGCGGUGACGGUGGUGCGGGUCCUGCUCUUCGUCCAUCUCCUCUUCGCCUUCAUCAUCCUCCUCAAUCCGGUGGCGCAGGGGCUGGAGGACGUCCUUGGAGUGCCUCUGGAGUUCGGGUGGCGGCGGAGCGCGGCCCGGACCUGCCUGGUGGCGGUGGAAGUGCUUGUCAGUCUGGUGUUGCCCGACUUUCAAGCGAUUCUGAACUUGGUGGGAGGCUCAACCAUCGCUAUCAUGUCCUUCGUGUUGCCUCCGCUGUGCUACCUCCGCCUCACCGCCGCCAAGGACCCCGCAGGACUGCCCUUCAGGAAUGUGGGCAUAUGGGAGCGUGUGGUGCUGUGGGGCGUGGUUGUCAUGGGCUUGGCGGGGAGUCUGGUCACCACCUACACAGCCGCCUCGUCGCUCGUGUCCCCAGCUGUCCUGCAGCGCUCCUGUCUCUUUUAGCGGCGUGACCAAUGCGGAACCUCCUGCAGAUUGUGAAGGCCCUCAUGCCGCCACCGUGAUACUGGCGUCCGCCUUUCAGGUUGUCUCGGAAAUAUAUCAUGUGCUAUUCUUUUGCU